Hevea brasiliensis (rubber tree) is the source of this 1076-nucleotide messenger RNA. RefSeq lists its product as uncharacterized. NCBI's taxonomy places the organism in Eukaryota, Viridiplantae, Streptophyta, Magnoliopsida, Malpighiales, Euphorbiaceae. Gene Ontology annotation, molecular function: hydrolase activity, acting on ester bonds. Gene Ontology annotation, biological process: GPI anchor biosynthetic process. Gene Ontology annotation, cellular component: endoplasmic reticulum membrane. The record is from RefSeq and is a predicted model, not a curated record.
AUGGUAGAUCGAUAUUGGAUUGGUUUUUUUCUGGUGAUUUUUAUUGAAGUUCUAGAUGCCAGUGCCGGUGAUUCUGAUCCAGUCUACAGGGAUUGUGUUGGACAAUGUGAACAAACAGGAUGUGUGGGGCAAAGAUGUUUUUCUCGUUGUAAAUUUUCGUCUGAUGGUGACUCAAUUGAUGGUCCAUGGUAUAUGCAAGAACCUCUUUACUUGAGGUGGAAACAAUGGGAUUGCCAAAGUGAUUGCCGUUACCAUUGCAUGCUUGAUAGAGAAAAGGAAAGAGAUGUAUUUAGCCAUGGUCCUGUCAAGUACCAUGGUAAAUGGCCCUUUACACGUUUGUAUGGAAUUCAGGAGCCAGCCUCUGUAGCUUUCUCUGCACUCAACCUUGCAAUUCAUUUCCAUGGUUCAUACUAUGAAUAUGCCACUCUGUGGCAUAUCUAUGGAUUCAUAUCAAUGAACUCCUGGUUCUGGCGUGCUGUUUUCCAUAGCCGAGAUGUGGACUUGACGGAAAAGAUGGACUACUCUUCUGCAGUGGCAUUAGUGGGUUACUCACUCAUUCUACUAAGAAGUUUCAAUGUGAAGGAUGAAGCAGCAAGGGUCAUGGUUGCUGCUCCACUACUUGCAUUUGUGACUACUCAUAUAUUGUUUUUCAACUUCUAUAAGCUAGACUACGGUUGGAACAUGAAAAUUUGUGUCAUCAUGGCAGUGGCUCAGCUUCUCAUUUGGGCAAGUUGGGCUGGUAUCAGCCGCCAUCCUUCACGCCGUUAGCUGUGGGUUGGUGGCCUUGCAGUGCUCUUAGAAAUCUACGAUUUCCCACCAUAUAAAGGAUUUGUGGAUGCCCAUGCUCUUUGGCAUGCCAGCACCAUCCCUCUUACCUACAUUUGGUGGAGUUUCAUCAGGGAUGAAGCUGAGUUCCGCACCUCUAACCUGCUUAAAAAGGCCAAGUAGCUAAUUGAAAAACCAAAAAUUCUGUAAAACUUACCUAGUUUGAUCGUUUAUGGGAUUUGCAUAUUUUGUUUUCUGGCAACAAAUUUCUUUUUCAAAUUUUCAAGGGGAAACAAGCUGCUUACUCAAAA